AUGUCACACCGAAACGUCGACGAUAGGAAGCGCCCGCCGCCAAUUGCCAUCCCAAGCUCGUUGCCGCCUCCUCGGCCUCCUCCAGACGCCGCGCCUAGCAACCAGCAGAGGCAGCAACAUACCAGGAACGCGUCCAAUUCAACCAAAAGCCAGCGCUCGACCGGUACCACCCCACUACUUUCGCCUGUAGAGUCGCAUCAUCCAGCUUCGGGUUCAAGCCGGAGCCGCAACGCCAUGGCCACGUUCACCAACUUGAUUGAUCAGGCACGUGUCUCGUCUCCCCGCAAGUCGGAACAUGGAUCCUGGGCAGGUAGCAAUGUUGGUUCUGCGGCACGCUCGAGGCAGUCCGGGCGCAGCCAGUACGACGCUGCGGCUGCGCAGGCCCGGCUUGAAGCUCUCGACGAAGAAACAGCUAGGGGAAAGAUGGAAUCUCGCGCUGAGAAGAGUUUGUUCAAGUUGACAGGCCAAAUUCCGCCUACACCGACAGCUGAUUCUGUAGACGAGGAUGACGUCUAUAUCAGGACGCAAGACCUGCGACAACAGUGCCGAAUUGCAAAUGGGGAGCAGCAGCCAGACCGUGACGAGCCACCCAAGAGUCCCAAGAAAAAGCUAUUCCAGAACCUCCGCAACACUUUCUCCAAAUCUUCCAGUGCUGCACCGCCACCAGCGAUGCCAAAUAAAGCUGCGCAGAUUCUUGGAACAGCAGCACGACAGGCUCGCGUCAUCCCAGUUCGGCCCAUCAAGCCAGCGCGCCUCAAAGAGACAACGCCAACGAGGGCUUCGCGCUCAGACACGGCAAAUUCGCUGCCCCCAAAGAUAGCUGAUCCGGAUAGCUAUGCCCAUCGCCAUCACAAUGGAUCAUCGCGCCGUAAUCGCUCGAGUGGUCGUGGCUCGUCUGGCAAGGGUGGUCCGAAGAAGCAGUCCUCUGACAUAGAAAAUGCUCCUCGAGCACCUGAAGUCAAUGACUCACUUGAAUCACUCAAUCCACCUCCUCCACCCGCAAAGGACACUCCUCCAGCAGGUCAGAGGCCCGCCAGCCCACUUCGCAGGGCUGUGCCAUUGCGCGAUCUUCGUGAGAGCUACUCUACCUUCACCGAUGGAAUUGGAGUUGUGCAAUUUCCAGAUUUUGACCUGUCACCGUCUCCUACAACUGGUAUUCUGCCGGAAGAUGGUGGCACGAGCCCUACAAAGUUCCUACCGUAUACCGCAGAGGAGUACUCUAAGCUUAUAGGAGGUGAAGCCAUGCAAUGGCCCUACCCUGACUGUAAUGGUUCGCCUAGUAAGAUAGGUGUUAAGUACCUAACUCCGUUGACAAGCGCGAAUCUUGUGUUGCAGCUUCCUCAUCCGGACCGCAGGAGUGAAGAGCGUACGACUGCAACGCUAGACGACGACAACAAUAACAACGUAGAUGCAUACAGCCCUCUACAUCCGCGCUUUUACUCUCCAACUCACAUCUCUGCUCGUGGCUUCGCUGAAGGUGAAACUCCUUCAAAGAAUUCCGAUACCACCCGUCUUCUCUACUCACUUCCCGGAAGGUCGCUAUCAGUCCUCCAUCUUCGCGAAGAAUCAAACGACGGCUCAAUCAAGAUGAUUUUUCAAGGAGAUCGCCAGGAUAUUGAUCCGCACUCCCCAACUGCGCACGAGAUAGACGAGAACGAGCAGCACGGCCAGACGGGUGAUAGGCGGUCUGACGUUGGCAUUACCACUCGCGUCAUGCAAGAGCUGCGCAUUGGAGAGAAGAACGGGAACUUAGCUCAGAAGAAUGGCGACUCUAGCCAGAUUCAGCCUGAUCAGUCUUCCUCGAGGCUUACCGAUAUGCUCAAUACUGUCAGUCCAGGUCGGAGCGAGUCCCACGGCGAGUUCCAGCCUUACUGCCCCAGCGCCGUUCCCAGUCCGCUCCACAAGGUUCCUGGUCCCCAAAUCUCAGCGCAGUUGAUGAUACCUUCUGGCGGAUCAUGCAAUGCUUUCCCUCCGCUGUUUCCGCCCAAGACCAUCGAUGACCACUUCUUCAUGACUAAUGAGCACCUCGACGUGGUGGGCAAGACCACUUGGGAUCUUCUCGAGACAUUCAACGAGAAGCAGAAGAGCACGUCGAAUGCAAGACAGGAGGAGAUGUUGGCGCUGGUCAGUACGCGCUUUGAGCAGAUAUCAUCCCAACUGGUAGCCGUCAAGGACAGUGCCAAACGCAUCGACGAUUGUAUAGUAGACAACCAGCAGAACAUCCAUGCUAGUAUUAACAGCAUAUCCGACUGUGUCAAGGAGACCAUACCGAAGGCCUUUGCAGAACAAGACAAAAAGAUGACAAGCAUGGAGGCGGACAUGAGGGAGAUGAAGCAGAUCAUUCAGGCUUUGCAGAAGUCGGUAGAGCAAAAGGCGACAGAGGCCAAGGCUCUUCAACAGUACACUCCCACUGGUCAGGGCAACGCUGCGAGCAUCUCUCAGGCCCCAUUCCCUUCACAUAAUCCACGCUCUCAGCAUUCCGUCCAGAGCUACUAUGGUGGCAAUUCUGAAGUUAUCCGCGAUGGACAUUCGGUGUUGCCGCAUAACAUGGUAUCUCCUCAAGACAAUCACAACGACCCUCGUUUUGGUUAUCAGGCCAAUAACCAGUGGACUACGCGUCCUGCCUAUUCUAACCGCAACACCAAGGAAGAUCGUACAUCUUACCCUACAAACCCCUACCACAACAUGGGAGGUCAAUACAACAACGGCUACGAUGGCAGCUACUCUUCUUACGCCUAUUCCCCUCAUUCUCUCACCCCUCCCGACCAGCACUUCACUUUCAACAACCAGGGUAAUCAGGGACAGGCCAAGUGA
Molecule: messenger RNA, 2814 nt
Organism: Alternaria alternata
Lineage: Eukaryota; Fungi; Ascomycota; Dothideomycetes; Pleosporales; Pleosporaceae
Exons: 3
Coding region: 1-2814 (937 amino acids)
Source: RefSeq, a predicted model, not a curated record